AUGGCCUGUGUGACCAGAUCACCUACCCUGAAAACAAUUCAGCGCGUUGAAGGUCCAGGAGAACGGCAGAGAGAGGAGUUUUUGCAGCUCCUCAGGGAACAAAACCGGCCCACGCAUCUGAGCGAGAAGGACGUCGCGGAGAAAACCAGCGCUGCACCCAUUUUUCCAAGAGGAAUGACGAAGCCUGGAUGCGACCCCUGGAGAGAAAAGGAAGGGCUGGCCGCGCAGGAGAGGCUGUUGGGAAGCUGCCGCCGGCGCCUGCCCUGCCUGCUGGUGAAGCUGCGGAUGGCCCAGAGCCUGCGCCACGCCGUCACCUUCGUGGAGCAGGGGCACGUCCGUGUGGGGCCCGAGGUGGUGACCGACCCCGCUCUCCUCAUCCCCCGGGCCGUGGAGGACUUCAUCACCUGGGUGGACGCCUCUCGCAUCAGGCAGAAGGUGCUGGACUACAACGAGGAGCGCGACGACUUCGACCUGGCCGCUUAG
Nipponia nippon (crested ibis) is the source of this 483-nucleotide messenger RNA. NCBI's taxonomy places the organism in Eukaryota, Metazoa, Chordata, Aves, Pelecaniformes, Threskiornithidae. The record is from RefSeq and is a predicted model, not a curated record.